Gregarina niphandrodes is the source of this 324-nucleotide messenger RNA. Its product is annotated as putative transmembrane protein. The coding region runs from base 1 to 324 and encodes 107 amino acids. NCBI's taxonomy places the organism in Eukaryota, Apicomplexa, Conoidasida, Eugregarinorida, Gregarinidae. The transcript has a single exon. The record is from RefSeq and is a predicted model, not a curated record.
AUGGCGGGCACACCGUUAAUGAUUCUGGCGUACGCGUCGGUGAUGAACCUGAACUCAUUGCUGCGCGACAUUGUGGACCACCCGAUCAGGCGAUGGUUGUGGGUGAUGGCCUUGUACGUGGGCGUCUACUACUACCGUGUUCAGAACCUACCGCCUGCACCGGCAACCUACCUACCACUCGCACAUGACAAGACCAGUCUUGUUCUGGUCGUUGUCGGGCUCCUUCUGGGCGGUUUCUACCUGGCCUUCGUUGCCGGCUGUGCCAUUCAAUGCGCCCUCAAAGAUCGAACACUCAAGGACUUGGCCCAAGCUUUUUCUCGUUGA